GCCCACGGACGUGGCUGAGAGGGGCCCGCGCUGGGCGAGCACGGCCGGCCCUUUGAACUUCGCUAGGUGGAAGCGCGGGGCGGGGGCUGGAAGAGCCCGGGCGGAGACCGCCCGCAGGGGCCGCGGCGUUGGAUCUCCCUCUGAUUUCGGAGCAGACGUGUACAGUGUUGCGGACGCAAAAGUAUUGUAAAGACCAGCUCUGUAAGAUGACCGUUCUUGCAAUAUACCUGCUAGGUUUUGAAACUGGAAACUGCCUACAUGUAAGCUCAGGUACCUGCUCACCUUGUGCCUCUGAAAAGUUGAAAAUAAUACAACAGAAAACAUUAAAAUUGUCUUGUGCUGGAGGCAACUCACAUUCAAGACACUAAAAAGGGACUCGUGUGACAUCCUCACUGGGGCCCUUCUAAAGGACAGCAGACUUAGGGCUAUCUCAAAUUUUGGAAUGGAGGGUGGGGAGACUCACUAGAAACAGAGUGGGCUCCUUCAUUGGAUGGGUUCAGGUAGAGGCUGUACAACUAUCUGUUGCAAAUGUUUUCAGUUGAAUGCCUGCAGAUGGACUUGUUUUUGACUUCCAUAAAUCUUUUGGGAAACAGAUACAAGCAAAAGAAGGAGGUGGAGAACCAGCUGGCUUCUUUGAAACCCUUUGUUGAUAGUGGCCAAGCUGAAGAAGAACAAAUUCGAGAAUUCUAUUUGCUGCAGAUCAAGAAGUGGAUCAAUAUAAGCCUGGAGGAAAUUGAAAGCAUUGAUCAGGAAAUUGCAAUCCUGAAUCAGCGGAGUGCUCUACAGGGUUCAGCCACACGACCUUGCCAGCCACCCCGACCUCCAGUGAGGCCCUUCAUCCUUACUCGGGAUGCUGCCCAGGCAAAGGUGUUUGGUGCUGGCUAUCCUAGCCUAGCAACAAUGACAGUGGAUGAAUGGUACGAGGAGCACCAGAAGCAAGGAGUCCUUCCCGAUCGAGGCAUCUCCCAAAGAGCUCCAGCAGGUACUGAAGACCAGCAGAAGGAACAGGAAAAAAGCACAGAGGGGGAGGAAGAAGCCGCGCUAUUGAAAGCACGGGAAUGGGAUGAGUGGAAGGACCUCCACCCAAGGGGCUAUGGCAACCGGAAGAACAUGGGCUGAGGAGAAUCCAGAGAUGAGUUUGCACCCCUCACAGCCUGCGUGAGAAAGUGCGACUGGCUCCUCUUUCUGAAAGGAGAAAAUGAGUCGCGUGUUAUAUUGAAUGCCAAGCUUGAUGGGAGUGCAGGAAAUGUGGAGAGCGCAUGGGGGCAUUGGAUCUCCUGGCGUCUCCUUGUCUUAAAAUGGUCCUUAAUAAGCUGAUUGGAUGUCCACUUGGAAGUACUAUUGGCUGCUGUAACUUAUUUCUUUAUUUAAAAAAGAAAAUAAAAUGCUUCCAUCAGUUCA
Python bivittatus (Burmese python) is the source of this 1401-nucleotide messenger RNA. Lineage: Eukaryota; Metazoa; Chordata; Lepidosauria; Squamata; Pythonidae. The record is from RefSeq and is a predicted model, not a curated record.